Equus caballus (horse) is the source of this 10627-nucleotide messenger RNA. It is a transcript of the gene MAP3K13, whose product is annotated as mitogen-activated protein kinase kinase kinase 13. Gene Ontology annotation, biological process: protein autophosphorylation; JNK cascade. NCBI's taxonomy places the organism in Eukaryota, Metazoa, Chordata, Mammalia, Perissodactyla, Equidae. Gene Ontology annotation, cellular component: cytoplasm. Gene Ontology annotation, molecular function: MAP kinase kinase kinase activity; ATP binding; protein homodimerization activity. The record is from RefSeq and is a predicted model, not a curated record.
GCUCUAGACAUAUUUUUAUUUAUUAAGGCAUUUUAUUCUCCUGAUACGUUUGAGAAGUUAAAAAAAAGUAAGCUAUUUCAGAGUAGGUGGUUUUGUAACUGACCAAAUUUGUGUACCCAAAGAGUAUUGAUUCAUGGAUCAGUGUCAAAUUGAAGAUCUCUAAUAACAGAACUCAGUUCUUGAUCUUGACUGCUCAAUGUUUGUUUAUGAAUAGCCUGGUGAAUACAUGGGAAUACGUAGAUGCAGUUCGCCUUAAAAAGAAUACUCCCUAUGACAGAGUACAGAGGCAGGAUUCAAAAUUAUCUUAAUAGUUUGGAAGGAUGAGCUAAAACCAGUAAGGUGAAAUUUUAAAGGAUUGAAUGUAAAGCUCUGCAUUUCUUCUCCAAAAGUAGUUGAAAACAGGACUGAAGGUAGACACCUGGUUUGAUGUAAUUCAUGUGACAAAAACUUAGGAAUCCACUAACUUACAAGUAUAAUGCGUUAAAAAUCUAAAACAAUCUUGAGUUGCAUUCGUAAAAGUAUAGCAUCCAGAUUAAGGAAUUUGAUAAUUCCACAAUUUUUUUUUCUUCAUCAGACCUCAUUUGGCAUAUUCUAUUCAGUUCUGGGUAUUAUAUUUUCAAAGGGACAUUUUGAAAUUAAAAUAAAUUAAAAUGUAUUACUUUUCUGUUGCUACCAUAACAAAUUAUCACAAACCUAGUUUCUUAAAACAACACAAUUUAUUAUCUUACAGCUCUGUAGGUCAAAAAUCCAACAUGGGUCUCACUAGACUAAAACAUAGGUGUCAUCAGGUCCACGUCCCUUUCUGGGGGCUCUAGAGGAGAAUGUGUCUCCUCACCUUUUCCAGCUUCUAGCAGCCCCCUUCCCCCAUCUUCAGAGCCAGCGAGAGCAAAUCAAGUCCUCACAUUGCCUCUCUCUGGCCACAGCUGGGAAAGGUUCACUGCUUUCAACGGAUUCAUGUGCUUAGAUUGGACACGUCUGAAUAAUCUCCUCAUCUCAAAGUCCUUCACUGUAAUCCAUCUACAAAGUCCCUUCUGCCAUGUAAGGUAACAUAUUCACAGAUUCUGGUGAUUAGGCUCUGGACAUCUUUGGGGGGGUGGAGGGCAUUAUCUGCCUGCCACAGUGCUUAUGGCAGAGGAUCACCAGGAUAGUGAAGGGGAUAAUUAGGUACAGAGAAUCAGACUAAGAAGAAUUGAAGAUGAUCCCCAAGUUUAUUGCCUAGGAGAGAAUGAGAUCAUGUUUAUAAAGUGAUUAGUGCAGUAAGUACGUAAUAAGUGGUUUUUGCUUCAAAGGCUAAUGUCACAAAUUACAGAAGUAUAGUAGUUCAGAGGAAAGAAGCUUAGGGAUGUGGAAGGGGAUGAAGCAGCAUAAUAUUUUAUCUUGCAAAGAAUAGAAUUUGUGAUCCAAGUUCUUAUUUUACCUUAGAUCAGCAGGUGGUUUCAAUGCCAGAAAGUACUAAGUUUAACAAGAACUCUGCAUUAUUUCCCUAACUAGUGAAAGAGUCGGGAAAAAUGGAGGUGAUGGAGGAAGAGAAGCAACUUUCUGGCCUCUUUUUGCCAUGAUUGCACAAAAUAUAGAUUCUGAGCAGGUGGGAAAACUUUUAUGAAAGGAAGAAAGCAAGAUUUUUGAAGCUCAGAAGGCUAUCAUUUUUUGUUUUUUGUUUUUUUUUCUGGGAACAUAUGGGAAAGAAAUCCCUCUGAAACCAAAGCCCGGCCAUCAGAGAUUAUGAGAUUUUUCAGUCUUUCCCUAUAAUCUUCGUUACAUUUGUCUCUUUAACCACGUUGAACUCUGCCUUUGAGGAGUUGCUGAUAAGCGGUUAUCAAGCAAGAGUUAGAUUAACAAACCCUCCCACCUCGCUCGGUUGAGUGGUAGCUUCCAAGGCCACAGUAAAUGUGUAUCAGUGUGAACCUAAGCAGGAACAGCCAGGAAGGGAACAAAGUUUAGUCUGUGAGGAAACAGGCGGCUGCUGAUCGUUUCAUGCUGGCUGUCUAGACUUCAGCUUGCUGUGGUCUUCCUCAUCUGGAACAUAAGAUAAUAAUAUCCACUCUGGCCUUCUUCACAGGACAACAAACGUAAUGAUAACCAGGUUUUGGAGCCCUCUCUUACAUCAGAACUCUGUUCUAAUAAUCCUCUGAGUGUCAUCUCAGGAUCUUGGGCAUACCCAUGGCACGAUGGCUGACCCUCAGGAGCACCUGAGCUGCUCCUCCUCCCCACACUUACCCUUGAGUGAAAACAAAACCUUCAAUGGACUACAAGAUGAACUCGCACCAAUGGGGAGCCACCCUUCACCCAAGCUCCUUAAGGACCAACAGGAAAAGGGAGUGGUGCAAACAGAGCUAACUGAGGGCAUGAACAGCCCCAUCACCACGACAGUGUUGACAAGUGUAAGCGAGGAUUCCAGGGACCAGUUUGAGAACAGUGUCCUUCAGCUAAGGGAACAAGAUGAAUCAGAGAUGGCCAUGUCUCAGGGGAACAGCAACACUGUGGAUGGAGAGAGCACGAGUGGAACUGAAGACAUCAAGAUUCAGUUCAGCAGGUCGGGCAGCAGCAGUGGUGGGUUUCUUGAAGGACUAUUUGGAUGCUUAAGGCCUGUCUGGAAUAUCAUUGGGAAGGCAUAUUCCACUGAUUACAAAUUACAGCAACAAGAUACUUGGGAAGUGCCAUUUGAGGAGAUCUCAGAGCUGCAGUGGCUGGGUAGUGGAGCCCAAGGAGCUGUCUUCUUGGGCAAGUUCCGAGCGGAGGAGGUGGCCAUCAAGAAAGUGAGAGAGCAGAAUGAGACGGAUAUCAAGCAUUUGAGGAAGUUGAAGCACCCUAACAUCAUCGCUUUCAAGGGUGUUUGUACUCAGGCCCCAUGUUAUUGUAUCAUCAUGGAAUACUGUGCCCAUGGACAGCUCUACGAGGUUUUGCGAGCUGGCAGGAAGAUCACGCCUCGAUUGCUAGUAGACUGGUCCACGGGAAUUGCAAGCGGAAUGAAUUAUUUGCACCUCCAUAAAAUUAUUCAUCGUGAUCUCAAAUCACCUAAUGUUUUAGUGACUCACACAGAUGCAGUAAAAAUUUCAGAUUUUGGUACGUCUAAAGAACUCAGCGAUAAAAGCACCAAGAUGUCCUUCGCCGGCACAGUUGCAUGGAUGGCACCAGAGGUGAUACGUAAUGAACCUGUCUCUGAAAAAGUCGAUAUAUGGUCUUUUGGAGUGGUGCUUUGGGAGCUGCUGACAGGAGAGAUCCCUUACAAAGAUGUAGACUCUUCAGCCAUUAUUUGGGGUGUUGGAAGCAACAGCCUACACCUUCCAGUUCCUUCCACUUGCCCUGAUGGAUUCAAAAUCCUUAUGAAACAGACAUGGCAGAGUAAACCUCGCAACCGACCUUCUUUUCGGCAGACGCUCAUGCAUUUAGACAUCGCAUCCGCAGACGUACUUGCCACCCCACAAGAAACUUACUUCAAGUCUCAGGCUGAAUGGAGAGAAGAAGUGAAGAAACACUUCGAGAAGAUCAAAAGUGAAGGAACUUGUAUACACCGAUUAGAUGAAGAACUGAUUCGAAGGCGCAGAGAAGAGCUCAGGCAUGCUUUGGAUAUUCGUGAACACUAUGAGAGAAAACUUGAGCGGGCUAAUAAUUUGUACAUGGAACUGAGUGCCAUCAUGCUGCAGCUAGAAAUGCGGGAGAAGGAGCUCAUUAAGCGAGAGCAAGCAGUGGAAAAGAAGUAUCCUGGGACCUACAAACGACACCCUGUCCGUCCAAUAAUCCACCCUAACGCCAUGGAGAAACUCAUGAAGAGGAAAGGCGUGCCUCACAAACCGGGGAUGCCGACCAAACGGCCAGAUCUGUUACGAUCUGAAGGUAUCCCCAGUAUGGAGGUGGCUCCCACUGCAUCCCCUUUGUCCGGAAGUCCCAAAAUGUCCACCUCAAGCAACAAGAGCCGGUAUCGCAGCAAACCACGCCACCGCAGAGGGAACAGCAGAGGCAGCCAUAGUGACUUUGCAGCAAUCUUGAAAAGCCAGCCAGCCCAGGAAAAUUCAGCCCAUCCCACUUAUCUAGACCAGGCUCAAUCCCAAUACCCUUCUCCCCAUCACCAUAAUCCUCUGCAGCAGCAAUACCAGCAACCCCCUCCUGCCACGUCUCAGAGUCACCAUCCCAGACUCAAUAUGCACGGACAGGACAUUGCAACCUGCGCCAACAACCUGAGGUAUUUUGGCCCAGCAGCAGCCCUGCGGAGCCCACUCAGCAACCAUGCUCAAAGACAGUUGCCUGGCUCUAGCCCUGACCUCAUCUCCACAGCCAUGGCAGCAGAUUGUUGGAGAAGUUCUGAGCCUGACGACGGCCAGGCUGGCCCCUGGGACUGUUGUCAGGCUGACCCUUAUGACCCCUGCCUCCAGUGCAGGCCAGAACAGUGUGGGUCCUUAGACCUACCCUCUGCUGAGCCAGUGGGGAGGAGCCCCGACCUUUUCAAGUCACCAGCACACAAUACCCUCUCAGAAAAUGCCCAAGGUUCUGAGAAAAUGGAAGAAAACGAAUUCAACGGCUGUCGGUCUGCAUCCUCCCUUGGCAUCCCUCAUCACAUCACCCCCCCAAUGCUACCUCGAAAAACAAGGCCCCUUCAAAAGAGUGGAGAUGACUCCUCAGAAGAGGAAGAAGGAGAAGUGGACAGCGAAGUUGAAUUUCCACGGAGACAGAGGCCCCAUCGCUGUAUCAGCAGCUGCCAGUCAUAUUCAACCUUUAGCUCUGAGAAUUUCUCUGUGUCUGAUGGAGAGGAGGGAAAUACCAGUGACCACUCAAACAGUCCUGAUGAGUUAGCAGAUAAACUUGAAGACCACCUGGCGGAGAAACUAGACGAGCUGCUGUCCCAGACGCCGGAGAUCCCCAUUGAGAUAUCCUCACAUUCGGAUGGGCUCUCUGACAAGGAGUGUGCUGUGCGCCGCGUGAAGACACAGAUGUCUCUAGGCAAGCUGUGUGCGGAGGAACGUGGCUAUGAGAAUCCUAUGCAGUUUGAAGAAUCGGACUGUGACUCUUCAGAUGGAGAGUGUUCUGAUGCCACAGUUAGGACCAAUAAACACUACAGCUCUGCUACUUGGUAAUGAAAGAAUGCCCAUCCUGAAGAUCUCCUCACUUCCCUGGCAUUUCAAAUCCACCCCAACCCAGACUCUUCCCACUCUCUCCCUGCUUUUUUGGCUAGGAAGAGAGCUGCCCUAUCUUUCUUCCCCCUAGAAAUGAGCUGCAAUAACAGGAACAUGAGACUUCGCAAAUCUCUGGAAAAAAAUAUCCAAAUGAAAUUAAGUCUCACGAACAUUUCAAUCAAGAAUGGCAGGGAUCUAUUUUAUUGAAUAUUCUAGCUACUGUAACAUUGAUAUUUAUUUUUGUUUGACAUUUUAACACUUUGUACUGUAAAGAGUGAACUAUAUAUGAUAUAUAGAGAGAAACAAUAAUUUCUUGCAAAAAAAAAAAGACAGAGAGAGAGAGAAAGAAAGGAAGAAUGAAACGAAAGAAGUGGAAGUUAGGAGCAACAUCCUUGGGAACUGGUGGGGCCAGGAGGUAUUAUUGCUACUUGAACAGGGGACCAGUCCUUUUGGCCGUAAGUGACUGAAGAAGAGCCAGAGCAAGACAUAUUGAGCAUUUUAGAAAACAAAGAAGGGCAAAAGAAAAGCAAUUCUAGGUAAUUUGUGAACAGACCACAUUAAGUUCAACCAGCUUACCCAGAUGGGUGAUGAACAUGACCUAGAAAAGUUUGGUGACAAGAUAUUUGCACCCAAGGUCUUUGAGGGCAUAUACUUCCUCUAGGAGGAAAAAGAAAACUGUGUACGUGGAAGCUGAUUUCAUUUCUAAAAUUUUAAGCAGCAUUUGGUCAUAAGACUUAUACAGUUAAUGUCAAACCUUGUCCUUGACAAAUACUUCCCUUUCAAUGCUGUCAUUGUCAUUACCUUGACAAAUGUGUUACCUUGACCAAUAUGUUAAUUUUUCAGACUCAAGUGCCAUUUUCUUGUAGCCUAUUUCCUUUCCACCUGUUGCUACUUCAUUUAGGAAAAAAGGAGGAGGGGUGGGCCUGAGGAGAGAAGGAUAAGAGAGAAAGGAAAUUUACAACAGUGCUGGAAAAGCAAUUGUGUGAUUUGAGGAAAUACCUUCUCAGAAUGUCUCAGUUCGGCUACAUGGAGAAGAUGGGGUCAACCCUCCCUGGAACCAAGCUGCUUGUCUACCAGAGUCAUAUUGAUUUAAACCGGACAACAGACUUUGAAGGCAGCUAGGCUGUGUGUGAGUCUGUCCAGUGUCCAAUCCCAAGCCAUUCCCCUUGUUUUUACUCAUUAAUACAUUCUAUCCUGGAAGCUUUAGUGACUGGCUACCACUAUCAGAAUAAAGGCAAAAGAAGCAACUUGCAAAACGCAACCUCUCUCCCGCCACAAUAGCAUUUUUGUUAAUUGCUACUUGUAAAAUGUAUUUUAGUUCACUUUGCUUCGAUGCAGUUUUGAAUAAUUGGAUUUGAAAAUUUAUGGAAAGAACAAGUGAUGCUGAGCAGCGAUUGGAAAGAGUUUACAUUGUCCAAGGCAUGAGGUCCUUCCUGUCUCCACGGUCAUGGGCUCUGAAAAGCAUCCCAAGGUACUUCAUGGUGCCUCGGCUUUAAGGACAUUUUUAUCUAAUAUUUUAUAUAAAAACAGAUGUUGGCCUAGUUCCUGUCUCUGUCUCCAAGAUGGGUUACUGUCAAACAACCUACCUAGGCUCAAGACCUGAAGAAGAUGGCUAGACUCUCUGACGCCACAUCAUACUGGACAUUUGGAAAGACUGACAUACAGGUAUUAAACCAUUUCCAACGCAGAUGAAAACGUUGCCCUCCUCUGGGUUUCACUGAUUGCAUCAGCCAAAAAGGAAAGCAGGAGGGAAGAUAGAGCAGCUCCUUUUGCUUGUUUGAUCCCCUCCAUUUGUUUACACUUUAUGUUGAAAAUUGAUUUAAAAUUUAGUGUCUAUAAUUUAUAGCUCUUAGGUAGGAUGAAGGAAAAUGUUUAACUUAUACAGAGAGCAGUAUUGUUUGCAUUAAAUUAUUCCAUUUUGUAUAAAUUCUGUAGCUGGACUACAUGAAAGAUCUUAAGUUAUGGCAUUAUUAUCAUUGUUAUUUUAUUUUAUAAUUAUUAUUCUCAUGUUCUGUCGAUCAGAAGGUAUGGUUUACGGUAUAGUACAAUGAUUGUGUUUAUUGCUAACCAUGAAUUAUUAUGGAUUUUUAUGAUUUUUAUGAUGGAAUGAAAAUAGAACUGCCAUUUGGAAGCUCCCUGGUAUUCAUCCUAGUUGUGUCCUCUCGUUGUCUGUGUACAACUACAAUCAUCUGAGGAUGAGCGUUCUGCCCUGGCGCCCAGUGGAUACAUUGUGAUUCUGACUUGAUCAGGAAAGCUCCUGGCUGGGCAGAUGACUGAGUGGAUGGACAAAGACUUCAAAAGCUGUAAACUUUCUCAAGUUUCUUAAGAAAUAAAAUCAUGGGACUAUAUUAGAAGCAAAAAGAGAAUUAUUUAAUGCCCUGAGAGGAACAGACCUAGACAGUUUCUGCAGGGGGCCCAUGGGUCAGAUCGUUUCAAGAACUCGCAGCAUAGUUUGUAAUCUCCAUCCUGCCAGAUGGAUCCCACAAAACCAACCUUUUUUCUCCUAGUUGGGAGUAGCAAAGAAACUAAAAAAAAAAAAAGGCAUGACAUAAAAUGCCUAGCUGUGAUGUGAUCCCAUGACAAGACUAGAGAAAUUCUAGAAUGAGGCCUAGUCAACUUAGAGGAUCAUAGGGCUGGAGAAGUACCUUGAAAGUCCAUAUUUUCCAUCCUUGGACUUUGGACCACACUGUACUGUGAAUCUCUCUGGUUUGUUACAGAGAGCCGACAACUGUGUCCUCUUUCUGUCCAACAUAAAACACUGACACUUCAGUUUGUCCAGUUCUUGCCCACCUAGUGGCAAAAGAGAAACACGAGGGUCAACAUCUGUCUUACACCUUUCAGUGAUGGUCUUCCUAGAAAACCCACACCUGAUACCUCAUUAUUUUGGUAGGUUCUUUAAAUUUCCAUCUUGACUAUCUGUCAUGAUAAUGCCAUAUACCUAUCUGGAUUCACUUUUAUGAACAUGUUCGAGUAAUAGACAGUGUUGAAUCAUCAGUCACUGUAUUGUCAAGAGUUGAAUAAAGUUCCACAGUGAACAUUUUAUUUUUUAGUAGAAGUGACUAGAGGCUUCAGAGAAGAACAGUGUCUUUAGGUUAAAAAGAGAAAUGCCUUUGUAUCCGGGCCUUGCCCUUCGCUGCCUGCCUUGAGCUAACCAGGACAAUUUUGAAUUGGUGUGUGUUCUUUGAGAACAACUCUACGGUCAGCUGAAGAGUGGUGAAUUAAGAGCUCAGGGAAUUUAAGAGCUAAUUCUUCAGUCCUGAUAACUGUGUAACAGUGCUUUAAGGAACCUCACAGGACUGAUUUCAAGCUUCAUUGUUGAUUGAAGGUUUAACCCCCUUGGGAUGAAUGCCCACAUUCAUUUAGCAUCUGUUUUUGACUGACUGAAAGAUAAUGAGUUUUAAUUUGUGUUGCAGAUGAACAUUGGUUCUGAUUUUCAUCUCAUUCUAGAUCAUGUCCUCUGAAUAACAAUUCCUCUUAACAUUGCUUAGCAGAGGGCCUGAAAAGCCUACAUCCACUUUGAAAUUAUAAUAGACCUUCCCACCGCUAAAGUUUAGACUUGUUUGCAAGAUUGUGGAACUCCUACUCAGAAAGGCGAAGAAACUAGCUCUGUUGUGAGAUAAUUUGGUUAAGACCUACUUGAAGUUUGGAUGUUUAAAAACUUUAGUAUCAACAAAUUCAUCCUUCUAGAAUGAAGGAUAUUUUUACUAGGAUUUAAAAAGUAUUGGACAUCUAUUUCAGGACCUCAUUGUGCUAAAUUUUCCUCUUACUCUAAAUAAUGGAUUUGAUGGUUUGGGGUUUUCUUGAUGCCAACCCAAUUUUAAAUGCCCUCCCCCACUGGGGAGCAUUGACUUCCUUUCAGUAUGAAUGCAUCCUUAUUGAUCAAAUGAUUUACUCUCUCUUUCCAUGCCUUUAUGUCUCAAUUUUUCCCCCUUAAAUGUUCCUACUUGAACUUCCUGGAACUGAAUUCUCCAAAAUAGAAUAUAAUUUUUGGAAUCCCAGGAAUUCCCGCCUUGCUCUGCAGUAUAGUAUACUAUGUUUUGUUUUGAUUUUCCACUAAGCCAGAAGCCAAAAUACCAUGACAUACCACCAUCUACCAUGUCCACUGUAAACACUCAAGACUGACCUUAUUUGUUGAUCAACAUAUUCUUUCCACUGAGCCCGGACACAGCCUCAGAAGCUCUCACAACACAGCACUUGGAGCAACAACUACCACUUGAUUGGAAUUGGCGUGCAAGGGGAGAUCUGUCUGCCAUCCCAGCUCUAAGCUUAUAAUUAAUUUCUUAAAGGUGGUGUGAGAUUUUGAGUGAGCCUUGACGGGAGAAUGACAGGAUCGCACCAAUGGAUCCCAACCUCUGGCUGUCAGGACAGCACCAUUGGCAGGAAAAAGGCCACUUGCCUCCACCCACCGCCCUUUUGGACUACAAUUCCAAUUGAAUAAUCUCCAAUCACUAAUGGAUUGAAUUUCAGACUGUCUCUUCCUUUACAUCAUUUCAUUGUGUUAAAUGAGCGUGUUCCUCCCUCACCGUCUAUAAACAAAAAGUUAAUGCUAAGUCCCAGUUACUUGCUUCUUCCUUAGACUCUGAGACUAAUGUACCAAAACAAUGUGACAUUCUUUUUAAGACUUGUACUGUCAGUAUGAAUUUAGUGCCUUUCCAGGCAGCAAGAUUUUUCUUCUUUGCUGAUUUCAUAGAAUAAAAUGUCCUAGUAUACUCACUCCACCAAUGUUACCAACCUCACAGACUAGCACGUAAGAAUCACAUUGGUCUGCUUGUUGCAUGUUACACCAAUACUGCAAGCGCCCAUUCAACUGGAGUGAAUUAGGCUGCCAAGUGGAGGACCCUUGUGGAACCUGAACACUUCUCAGGGACAGGUGGCAGAAGAGGGGAGCUCUGAAAUCACUGCUCUGAGCAGGGUGACUCCAAAGGGGUUGGGUUAAGGCUUUUGUUAAGUGUCACAUGACCAGAGCAUGAUGGCAGCAUUUCACAGAGGCCAGUCCCCAAGCAGAUGGCAAGGCCACUGUAAGGAAACUUCUGGCAGAAUCCCAGGCCUCUCUCGAGCCACUUCACAGCACUCAGGGGAACGCUGGCCCCAGGCCCCAGGCUGCUGCCCAGUGACCAGGCAGACAGGGUCCUCCAAUGGUUGCAGGCCAGAGGGAAGCCCAGCCAGAACGUGCAAGCUGUUAGGAAGCCAUCCCGUACUGACCACAUCACCCAGUCACUCUCCACCUCCACAGUGACCACUUCUCAGACUCUGGAAGUGAGAAGACCCACUUUUGAUUCUUUAUUGCAGUAAUUUGAGUUCCUUUCAACUUGGAGCAAAUUAAGUUCUUUUUUGUGGUUAAGUCUCAAAAUGAACUCCCUCACCUGUCUCCCCUGUGGUCUCCGGUCCUGUUAGUUCCCCGCUCCAUGUGUUGGUUUCUGAUGCUGGCUCCCUCUUUGUACUGAACAAUUUGUACAGCCACAGAACAAGAGUGACUAUCAAGGCAAACAAAUGCAUGGAAUUAAACAAAGUGUACUUCA